AUCUGAAAAAUGCACGAGAUAUUCACCUAACAAUAAACACGAUAAGAGAGAGAACGGCGAGAGAUCGAACGAGUAACUCCCACUCCUUGUCCACCCUCCACACUGAGACGACGGGAGGCUGCCUUCGAGAUGUUGUCGUGGAAAGUGUGGUCGUUCUUAUUGGUAGCGGGCGUGUUGGGGACGACCACAGCGGCGGGGAAACGACCUCCUAACAUAGUGGUGAUGCUGGCUGACGACCUGGGCAUAGGAGAUGUUGGUUGCUAUGGAAACACGACCAUUCGGACGCCUAAUAUUGACAAACUGGCCUCGCAGGGCAUGAAGCUGACGCACCACCUGGCCGCCGCCGCCAUGUGCACCCCGAGCCGCGCCGCCCUCCUCACGAGCCGCUACCCCUCCCGCUACGGUUUAGUCGGUUCAGACGGAUGGGGAUCUCCAGUCAUUGCACAUGUUGCAAGCCAAGCCCAUUUACCCCUGGACGAGGUCACACUUGCAACGGCGCUCUCGAAGGUCAACUACACCACUGCGCUUGUGGGCAAGUGGCACCUGGGCUCCUUCUGCAACUUCCUGGGGAGGAGCUGCCCCGGGCCCCUCAACCACGGCUUCCAGACCUUCUUCGGCAUCCCCGUCACCCUCUUCUUCGAGUUCCGAGGUCCUCACGCCUUCUGGAAGUUCGACCUCGAGAAGCCGGAGUACCAGCGCCUUCUUGGAACGUGGGUCGUGGCCUUGGUGAGUCUCGCCUUGGGAAGAAAAUUCUUUUCUUGGCGGCUUCGAACUCUCUUCCUCCUGCUGGUGGUCAUCAACGCCCUCUUCUUCGUGUACUGGUUCGUGGUGGCUCACGUCGGGAUCAACAAGGAGUGUCUGUGGGGGGUCUCCCCAUGGCUCCAGCGGAUGGCCAACUCCCUCCUGAUGCGGCAGGACAAGGUGGUCGAGCAGCCCAUCCAGCUCGACGGCCUCUCCCAGCGCUUCGUCAAGGAAUCCCGCAAGUUCCUGGAGGACCACGCGAACGACGAGCAGCCGUUCUUCCUCUUUCACUCGUUCGGCCACGUUCACACGCCCAUGUACUCUGCGCCGCACAUGACGGGCGUGAGCAAGCAUGGGAGCUACGGCGACAACGUGGAGGAGAUGGACGAGGGCGUGGGCGCUCUGAUGGCCGCCCUCAAGGAGCUCGGCCUCGAGGACAACACCAUCGUGUACUUCACCUCCGACCAGGGCGCCCACCUCGAGGCCAUGGAUCUCGAGGGGCGGCGGAUCGGGGGCCACAAUGGGCGGUUCAAGGGAGGAAAGGUCAUGGGCGGCGCCGAAGGAGGCAUUCGCGUGGCGGGUAUUUACCGAUACCCCGGGCACAUCCCAGCGGGCAAGACCUUGGACACGCCCACCUCCCUCAUGGACCUCAUGCCCACCGUCCUCGAGCUGGCCGGCCUGCCCACCAUGCAGGACAUCAUGGCCAAGUCGCAUGCGCUCAAGCCCCGCCAGGAUCUAGACGGCGAGAGCAUUGCCGACCUCCUGAAGGGGAAGUCCCGCCCGGCCUCGCACCCUCCGCGCAUCUUCCUGCACCACUGCCGGAAGAACGUCCAUGCAGUCAGGCUCGUCACAGAUAAGCACAUCUACAAGAUGUACCUCUUCAAGCACAAGUGGCACCCGGGCAGUACCCAGUGCGGCUGGGGGCACUCCGUCGGCUGCCACUGCCACCCGACGUGGAUGCACGACCUGACCAAGCAGCCCGAGCUCUAUGACCUCAAGGUCGACCCCUACGAGGACAAGGAGCCCAUCAGCCCCAGCUCCGAGGAGUACAAAGAGGUGGUGGGGCAGCUGCAGAAGUACCUGGAGGAGUGGCACCGGACCGUGCACUACCCGACGCCCCAGCUCACGUCCCUCUUCGAAGUCGCUUGGACGCCGUGGAUGCAGCCCUUCUGCCUCACCUGCUGACGUGGGGGCACCGGGGAGGGGGCGCUCGGCGGGGAAUAGAGCUCUCGAGUGAACAGU
Messenger RNA from Penaeus chinensis, 1983 nucleotides. Its product is annotated as arylsulfatase H-like. The record is from RefSeq and is a predicted model, not a curated record. Lineage: Eukaryota; Metazoa; Arthropoda; Malacostraca; Decapoda; Penaeidae. The coding region runs from base 130 to 1926 and encodes 598 amino acids. The transcript is spliced from 12 exons. Gene Ontology annotation, molecular function: arylsulfatase activity.